Oxyura jamaicensis (ruddy duck) is the source of this 611-nucleotide messenger RNA. RefSeq names its product TBC1 domain family member 24-like. Bases 46 to 369 code for a protein of 107 amino acids. The transcript has 2 exons. The record is from RefSeq and is a predicted model, not a curated record. NCBI's taxonomy places the organism in Eukaryota, Metazoa, Chordata, Aves, Anseriformes, Anatidae.
GAGGUGUACUCUGACUGGCAGCGGUGGCUCUUCGGAGAGCUGCCCAUGGUAUACAUCGCUCGGGUCUUUGAUGUGUUUCUGGUGGAGGGCUACAAAGUUCUCUAUCGCGUUGCACUGGCUAUUCUGAAAUCUUUUCACAAAGUCAGGGCUGGGCAGCCCAUGGAGUCUGACAGCAUACAGCAGGAUAUUCGAGCUUUUGUGAGAGACAUUGCGAAGUCAGUGUCUCCAGAGAGGCUUCUGGAAAAGGCCUUUGCUAUCCGCCUUUUCUCACGGAAGGAGAUCCAGCUGCUGCAGAUGGCCAACGAGAAGGCUUUACAGCAGAAGGGCAUCACAGUCAAACAGAAAAGUGUGGCAUCUCCAAAAAGGUAGGCUCAACACUCGCAUCUUUGCGCUUUGCUCGCUUCUUCUGUCUUUAAUUAGCUGGUAAUUUUUUUCUAAUCCUGUCAUCAUUGCUAAUGCUGGGGCAAGAGAAGCAAGGCAGCAAUUACAGCAUCAGAUUGCUGCGUAACACCUACUGAAUGCACUCUUGCAAAGUUAGUUCAGAGCACCUGCAGAGUCCUACGAGCGGGGCGGAAUGGGCACAGCUGGGCAACACAGCGUUUUUGUACAGC